AUGGAGCUGGAAACGACGGCCAACGCCUCCUUCGUGGCUUUCGAUGGAGGAGUUCAGCAGCUAAGCGGCGAGGACACGGCGCUGAUCUUGCCCUUCGUGCUCGGCGCCAUCUGCGCGGUCGGAAUCGGCGGGAACGUCUUGCUGCUCGCCGUGCUGACGCACAACGUGAAAGCGACGGGCGCCUCAGACACGGCGGCGAUGCUCGUCAACCUGAGCGCCACGGACCUGCUGCUGCUUGCGCUGUGCGCUCCGGCACGCGCGCUCACGUAUCGCAAACGCGCGUGGACCCUCGGGCCUGUGGCCUGCCGGAUAACCGAGUGGCUACAGCACGGCUGCUUGGCGGCGAAGGCCUUCACGCUGGCGCUCCUGGGCCGCGCGCGCCACGACCUGCACUCCCGCGUGGAGAGCGACGCGCACUUUAAGCUGAAGCGGACCGUGAUGACCGCGGGCGCCGUGUGGACGACGGCGCUCGCCUUUCCCGUCGCUGACAUCGUGUUCUCGAAUCUGCACGUGAAGGGCAACGUGAGCCUGUGCGUGUCCGAGUUGCCCCCUCACUCCUCCGAGUUCGUGCGCGUGUACGGUAAAGUCCUCCCGCUCGCCGCUUACGCCGUUCCCGUCGUCCUUGCCGCCGUCUGCCACGUGCGGGCCAUCUUCAAGAGCCUCCCGAGAGCGCGCGAGGCCAGCGCCGCGCGCCGCGGAGAGAUCGCCCUCUCGCUGCUCAGCGUCACGGCGGCCAACGCGCUCGCGCUACUGCCCGAGUGGGGCGCGUGGGCGUGGGCGCGUCACGGCGCACGCGAGGGCUGCGGGCCGCCCGCCGCCUUGCUCGUGCUCGCGGAGGUGUGUAUGUACCUGGCUAGCGCGCUCUCUCCCGCCAUUCUCCUCAGCACGCUCGUGCCGCUCAGGGAGAGCCUGACGAGCGCAUGCGUCCGCGUGGCGGGUCGGCGCGCUGUGAGCAACGCCAAAACGCAGCGUGGGAGCAGCGCGAGCGAAGUGCACGCGGACGCGUUCGGCCGGACUCUGCCGGAUCUGGAACAUUUCUGGAGCGGACGGCAAAACCCAACAGUGCCGGACAACACUGACCCGUUUCCAUGGGAACGACUGGAUCAGGGAAGCGCUGAACUCUGA
Messenger RNA from Colossoma macropomum (tambaqui), 1125 nucleotides. Its product is annotated as G-protein coupled receptor 151. Gene Ontology annotation, molecular function: G protein-coupled receptor activity. The record is from RefSeq and is a predicted model, not a curated record. Gene Ontology annotation, cellular component: membrane. Lineage: Eukaryota; Metazoa; Chordata; Actinopteri; Characiformes; Serrasalmidae. Gene Ontology annotation, biological process: G protein-coupled receptor signaling pathway. The transcript has a single exon. The coding region runs from base 1 to 1125 and encodes 374 amino acids.